Molecule: messenger RNA, 2376 nt
Organism: Phaeoacremonium minimum UCRPA7
Lineage: Eukaryota; Fungi; Ascomycota; Sordariomycetes; Togniniales; Togniniaceae
Product: putative gtpase-activating protein gyp7 protein
Exons: 4
Coding region: 1-2376 (791 amino acids)
Biological process (GO): activation of GTPase activity
Molecular function (GO): GTPase activator activity
Source: RefSeq, a predicted model, not a curated record
AUGAGCGACGACGAGGAGGGCGAUUAUAACACUAUAACACACAGCGAAACAGGACGAGGUGUCAAGCUCCUUUAUUCAAAGAGCAAGGUAUACAUCCAUCCCACGCCUUCCGCAAAGGAUAACAUACCCGGAUACAUCGCUUUGUGGCAACAGAAAGGCCCCCAUGGCGAGCGGCCGACUUCUUCAGACUCCAAGGAGUCCCCGGCCUCGUCAGAUCUCCUCUUGGGCUGGGUUCCAGAGUCCCAACUGGGAGAUUCUGCUAGCUUAUACGUGAAGGUUGACCUAUGUGAAGGGGAUUCUCCUCCCAAGCAGUCAUAUCUGGUUCCACCUCCACCGACUGUCACAACUCAUAAGGGAUCUGUCGGUCACUAUGCUUUCGCCAUUCCCGUCAGUGCCAUAUACUCCCUCUUAGUCCGGCCGCCGAGCCUGGGCUGGUGGUUCGGAUCACUCAUCAUCAACUCUCGGGCUGGCGACAGUUUCCCGGCGUUGUUCUUCCACGACAGCGAGUGCCAGUCAACUAUCCUCCAGAAGAAGAAACGAGCCAGGGACAGCUUCGACCCGUUUGGUGAGGGGGGCGAGAUGUUUUGGGGUGGUGAUGAGGUUCUUAGAUGGCUCAAGCGAUACAUCAAGAUCGAGCGCAGCGGUGCGGAGCCUAACAUCUAUUUGGUCGAGCCGACUACAGAAGACAGCGAGGCAUUUAGUGACAGGCCGACUACCAGCACUGCAUCGUCUAUUGGCCGACAGGAUGGUGGUGCAGCCCGGAGAGGGGGAAGGGGCGGCUCUAGAGCUGGUCCCAGUGGCUCAAGAGACGCAGGGAUGGACCCGUUCAUGAAAUUUGUCAAGGAAACUGGGUGGAAUAUCAUGGAGAAAUUCAGCAAGGUCACAACCUUCACAAGACAGGCUGCUCAAGAUGUUAUAGACAACCCGAGAAUGCCUCCGCAAAUGAGAAGGUUGCUUCGGAAUCCAGAGGUUCAGACCUUGCAGGAAGAGUUCGACAGCGCUCGGCUUUAUCUCGCGAGAUGGGCUAUGGGGAUUGCGGAACAAAGCGAGAGGGAUCGAAGCCAACGAAUAUGGACCGCGAGAGACGUCAUGGAGCUCGAGGAUACGGACGUAGGGGAGUUCGAGCUACUAGAGGGAAGCAGCAGCAUGUCGUUGGAGGAUUUGAGGAAACCAGUUACUCUUAAGGAGUGGAACGGAUUCUUUGAUCCUCGCACUGGACGACUGAACAUUACUGUUGAUGAAGUAAAGGAGCGAAUCUUCCACGGUGGGCUUGACCCUGAUGAUGGAGUGCGAAAAGAAGCAUGGCUAUUCCUGCUCGGCAUCUACGACUGGUAUAGUACUGCACCUGAGAGGAAGGCUCAGCUGGCGUCUUUGAGAGACGAAUAUGUCAAGUUGAAGGCAGCCUGGUGGGAACGGUUAAUUGAUCUUGGUGGCCAAGAAAAAGACGUUCACCGGACAGACCGAAAUGUGCCGAUCUUUGCAGGAGAAAACAUCCCCCAUCCUGAUCCAGAUUCACCUUUCGCGGAGACCGGCACGAAUGUCCACAUGGAGCAGAUGAAGGACCUUCUUUUAACAUACAACGAGUACAACAAGGAGCUUGGAUACGUCCAGGGAAUGUCGGACCUACUCGCCCCUAUAUAUGCUGUCAUCCAAGAUGAUGCUAUCGCCUUUUGGGCUUUUCAACACUUUAUGGAUCGCAUGGAAAGGAAUUUUCUACGAGAUCAAUCGGGAAUGAGGAAACAGCUCACAACUCUGGACCACCUCGUGCAAUUCAUGGACCCUAAGCUUUACGCGCAUCUGCAAUCUGCGGACAGCACGAAUUUCUUUUUCUUCUUCCGGAUGUUGUUGGUAUGGUACAAGCGAGAGUUCCCAUGGAUGGAUGUAUUACAUUUAUGGGAAGUGCUUUGGACAGAUUACUUGACCAGCAGCUUCCAUCUUUUCAUUGCUCUGGCUAUUUUGGAAAAGCACAGAGAUGUCAUCAUGAACCACCUGCAACACUUCGACGAGGUCCUGAAAUACGUCAAUGAGCUUUCUGGAAGCAUUGAUCUUGAUUCGACCUUGAUCCGGGCUGAGUCUCUAUUCCGUCGGUUUAGGAGACUGAUCGAGACCAUUGAUAAGAAACCCAACUUUCCCGCACCUCGUGCCCGCCCGAGCUUAGGCUCUCCUUCAACCUCGUCCGAGGCGGCGAAUGCUCCGCAACCACCAGCCAAUGGCUCGCCCCGACGCGAUACAGGAAAGGCUCCAGAACAGAAGAAGGAGGUGGAGAAGGUGAUCACACCCGAGCUGCGAAGCCUAUUGAGUCGAGAGGUUGAAGUGCUACCGAGGAAAGAGGUCGCCGGUAAGGGCGAGGGCCUCUUCUCGGACAACAGAAAAUGA